AUGGCCAAGGGUAGCACCAGAGACAAACACUCAAAAGAAGAAUCUUCUUUCCAUAACUCAACAUAUCCUAGCGGCAGAAAAAGUUGGUGUCAUGCUAAGUUAGAUCUAAAAAAAUCUGAAGAACGAGUUUUUACCACUUACUAUCGAAAUAAAAUGGCAAUCGAGUCAAGAGAGCUUUACUUGAUAAAUGAUCACAACGAAGACGAUUUCGAAGAAGCAUUUAAUUGCAUUGCCAUUAACUUUCAGUCGGGAGCUACCAGUUCAUUUUUACAAGUUUGUACAAUAAGUUUGAAAAGCAGCUCCAAAAUGUGCUUCUGCUAUGGAUAUACAAGAACUUUUAGCAACCCACCAAUAAUCUUGAGCUGUCAAAAUUCUGGUAACACUGAAUUAGUAGUAAUUUCGAAAAGUAAAUCUUUUGAUAUGAAAAAUCGUUUUAGAACUCGAUUAAUCCAAAGUCAUGUAGCUCUUUUAAAAAGUAGAUGA
Messenger RNA from Echinococcus granulosus, 483 nucleotides. RefSeq lists its product as hypothetical. The coding region runs from base 1 to 483 and encodes 160 amino acids. The transcript is spliced from 5 exons. The record is from RefSeq and is a predicted model, not a curated record. Lineage: Eukaryota; Metazoa; Platyhelminthes; Cestoda; Cyclophyllidea; Taeniidae.